CACCAUAUUGUUUCUUGUUUUACAUUUUGUUACUUUUAAUAUAGAAAAAAAUGAAUCCUGAAUACGACUAUUUGUUCAAGCUUUUACUCAUUGGUGACUCUGGUGUAGGAAAGUCCUGUCUCUUAUUACGUUUUGCUGAUGAUACUUAUACCGAAAGUUAUAUCUCUACCAUUGGUGUUGACUUUAAAAUUAGAACAAUUGAACUUGAAGGAAAGACGGUCAAGUUGCAAAUUUGGGAUACUGCUGGUCAAGAACGUUUCCGUACCAUCACUUCAUCUUAUUAUAGAGGUGCUCACGGCAUCAUCGUUGUCUACGAUGUUACAGACCAAGAUUCUUUCAAUAACGUUAAACAAUGGUUACAAGAAAUUGAUCGUUAUGCCGCUGAAGGUGUUAACAAAUUAUUAGUUGGUAACAAGAGUGAUUUAGUUGAUAAAAAGGUUGUUGAAACCGAGCAAGCUAAGGAAUUUGCUGAUGGUCUUCAUAUUCCUCUUUUGGAAACCUCUGCUAAGGAUGCCACUAACGUUGAACAAGCUUUCUUAACAAUGGCUAAACAAAUUAAAGAUAGAAUGGGCUCAACCAUGCAGCAACAACAGCAACAGAAGUCUACUGUCAAGGUUGGCCAAGGUGCUGCUGUUCAACCUCAACAAUCUAGUGGUUGUUGUUAAACUUACUUUGGCUCUAUCAUUAUCUUAUUCGUACAUUGUGGAAAAGCAGUAGAAAGUAACCAUCUUCUGAUUUUUUUUUUUCCAUAAACAUAUAAAUCAUAUCGACAACACAUAAUCUAUUUUCAAACCCUUCCCCUUUUUCUCUGUUUCUUAUCCUAAUCCACAUAGUUCUACCAACUCUCAAAUCUUAUAUCAUAAAAUAUAUAUAAUAAACCUUUCUAUAGGGUGGUAUUGAUAUAGUGGUUCAAUUUAUUCUUGCUAUUGUCGAACCAUAGCUAUAAGAUUGGUCGAGCAAUGUUUGACAAAAAUAGCUUACAAAUGCUCAGAAGGACGAACAAUGACCAAAAAAAAAAAAACCAAAAAAAAACCAAAAAAC
Mycotypha africana is the source of this 1041-nucleotide messenger RNA. RefSeq names its product GTP-binding protein ypt1. Lineage: Eukaryota; Fungi; Mucoromycota; Mucoromycetes; Mucorales; Mycotyphaceae. The transcript has 5 exons. The record is from RefSeq and is a predicted model, not a curated record. Gene Ontology annotation, molecular function: GTPase activity; GTP binding. The coding region runs from base 51 to 665 and encodes 204 amino acids.